AUGAAGAAAGAAACACGGAAAACUUUGCCAGGUCCGGGUAGUUACACACUCCGUCCUGUUUUUGGUUAUGAGAAUCACGACAUAACCAGGAAAAGAUAUCCAGCAUUUUCAUUUGGAAAGCCGAUCCAAGAAAAUGGGAAAAAAAUGCCGGACCCAUGUUACGUCAAACCAGGUCAGACAGGAUUCGAGAAGCCCAACCUUCGUGCUCCUACUACGAAAGGAAGAAGUGUGAAGGCAGUUCGUGUCCAAACACCUGGACCUGGUACCUAUUACCCAAAGAAGUGUCCUAUCAUGAGAGGAGAAAGGGCACCAGCGUACACAUUCGGGGUUCGAAAGUAG
Molecule: messenger RNA, 339 nt
Organism: Cryptotermes secundus
Lineage: Eukaryota; Metazoa; Arthropoda; Insecta; Blattodea; Kalotermitidae
Product: outer dense fiber protein 3-like protein 2
Exons: 1
Coding region: 1-339 (112 amino acids)
Source: RefSeq, a predicted model, not a curated record